AUGCCUUGCUAUUUUAUUUCUACAGUACCGCGUGCCAAGAUGCAUUGUCUCUGCAAGCAAAAAUUUGUCGAAAGUACUUUCUGCAGACUCGUCGAGCCAAUACGAGUUUUGGCUCUUCAGCAUUCAAGAAUUAGAGUUGCUUCUCUGAGACAGAACUCACUAACUAGGGGCCCUACGAAAAUGAGGACUUUGUGCAGCUUGAGUGGAAUAUCAGCAAGAAAUGUUAGUAGUAAGAAAGCUGCUACGGGUAAAGAUUCAAAUGCAACUAGAGAAAGUACAAUCGAGGAUCUUGAAAAGUCCGAGUUUCUUUCAUUAGGAGUUUCGAAGCAAUUAGUAAAUAGACUGAAGGAAUCUGAAAUAACAGAGCCAGUUGAGAUCCAGUCACUUUCAUUGAGGGCAAUAUCAGUGUAUAGAAAUGUUGUUAUUCAUUCUGAAACUGGGUCUGGAAAAACAUUAGCUUAUUUGCUGCCAGUUAUUCAACAAGCAAAACACAUUUGCCAUACAAUAAUUGCAGUACCAACAAGAGAACUUGCAUACCAGGUUUAUAUAGAAGCAAGAAAACUUACACCUAAAAGUGACCUGGCUUGCUAUGUAUCAAAGCCUGGCAUUGAAAAUGAGUAUGAAAACCUGAAGCAGAAACCACCAAAAAUCGUAAUAGGAACACCAAAAAUACUUCUGUCUAUAAUAAGGGAUCACGAGUACCUCUUUUCCAAUGUAAGACGGAUCGUCACUGAUGAAAUAGAUAAAAUGUUACCACCUCUGCCAAAGGGUUUUAAGAAGUUGCUGAGAAGGAGGGAGAAAAGCCCGAAACCACUUACUGUACUUCUUGCUGUGAUUCAAGGAAUUGCUAAGAAACGAGUACAACAUAUAGCUUGCUCUGCAACUGUCAACCAACAAAUGAUUGAUACUCUAAAGGACAUUGGAUGGGGUUUUGGACUCAAGGUGAUUAAAUCUGAUCAGUGCAAUGAAAGAUCAGCAGUUGUACCAGAAUGUAUCAAGCAUAACUAUCUGAUGAUACCAGAUGAAAGCUAUGACACAAAAGCUGCUGCUCUUUCCAAAGUAUUUAUCAAAACUGGGAAAAAGCCAGUAUUGGUGUUUGUACAUAAAGACCAUUCAACCAGUGACUAUGUUGCUGAAAUGAGAGACCUCAACUUGAAUGCAGUUGCCCUUUACAAGGAGCUUUUAGGUGGUCAAAUUCAAAGCAUCAAACAAUUUUUACAAGAUUUCAGAACAGGGAAAAUAUCUGUGGUAGUGGCAUCCGAAGAAGAAGUUCGUGGAUUGGAUUUCAAGGAACUUGACCAUGUGUUUCUUUUCAACGUGCCAAGAUCAGCAGAAGAAUAUUUGCAUUUAGCUGGAAGAAUUGGACGUUUGGGGAGAGAAGGAAUGGUCACAACAUUAAUACCAGAGUUGAAUGAACCUGCAUUUGAAAGACUACAGUCAAUAUAUAAUGAAUUAGGUGUUUCUCCAAAAAAGAUUGUUACUUAAAAUCAGUAAAAAUUUGACUGAUGAUAACAAUGGAUGUGUAAGCUUGACAAGCUGAGCAGAAUUGUUAAACUUUCUUUGAUUCCUGAAUAAGAAAUGUUGCAAAGGAUAAGAACUUUUGCUUUCACUUUAUCAUUUGCUUAAAACAUCUAACAUUUUCUUUUCUUGAGACUUGCUACACAUUUUAUGCAAAUGACAUUGUCUUAAUAGGGAACUUUUUCCUUAAUGAAAAAACGUUGUA
Rhopilema esculentum is the source of this 1723-nucleotide messenger RNA. RefSeq lists its product as uncharacterized. Gene Ontology annotation, molecular function: nucleic acid binding; RNA helicase activity; ATP binding. The record is from RefSeq and is a predicted model, not a curated record. NCBI's taxonomy places the organism in Eukaryota, Metazoa, Cnidaria, Scyphozoa, Rhizostomeae, Rhizostomatidae. Gene Ontology annotation, cellular component: cytosol.